AUGGGAGUUCGAGGUUUAACUACUUACAUAAAUUACAACGAGCAUGCGUUUCUACAAGAGUUUUUGCUCCAUGAUUGUUGCCUGAUUAUUGAUGGGCAUAGCCUGUGUGCCCAAUUAUACCGAUUGCUCAACAGUUUUUCUGCAUUUGGCGGAGACUACGAUAAAAUCGCAAAUUAUGUUCGUAACUUUUUUAAAAGUCUAAGGAAAUGUAAUGUAACCCCAUAUGUCUUGUUCGAUGGAAGCUACGAGCGGAGGAAACUCAAGACAGCAUAUUCCCGCUUAAAAUCUAAAAUAUUUGGUGCAUCUAAGUUGGACCCAGUCACACAAGGCAGUAUUCAAAUUUUUCCUUUAUUACUUCGCGAUGUAUUUAGAGAAGCUCUAUCUGACAUGAAUGUACCAUAUACUGUGUGUGAAUUUGAGGCUGAUGAUGAAAUAGCGGCAAUGGCGAGGCAUUUGGACUGCCCCGUUCUGAGUUAUGAUUCAGAUUUUUUUAUUUAUAAUGUUCUUUAUAUACCUUUUAAUACUCUGGAAUUUAAACCAAGGCCAGUAGACGUUGAUGGCUCCAAAAAGAUGGCGAUGGAAUGUAAGAUUUAUAGAGUUGAGCAUAUGAUCUCAAAUUUUGGGGGUUUAAAAGAGGAACUGCUUCCUCUACUUGCUACAUUACUUGGUAAUGAUUUUGUUAAGAAGAGGGUAUUUAAUAAAUUCUUUUCUCAGUUGAAACUGCCCAAGACUAAAAAAAAGUUUAAUGAUCAACAAAGAUGCAUUCAUGGUUUGUUUAAAUGGCUUCAAAAUGAAAGUUUAGAUUCAGCUAUUGCUAAAAUUCUUGGUAGAUUGAAGAAGAAACAAAAAAAUAAAGUUCUUUUUAUUAUAAAGAGAAGCAUCGAUGGAUACAACAGUAAACAUUGCAGAUCACUUAAAUAUUUUAAUUUACCUGAAGUUGAAGUUGCCCAAUCAGAUUGGCAGCCACCUGAAGAUAUUGAUCAGGAAAUAAGUUCUUCAGAUGAUAUAGAUGAUGAAGAAGAUAACAAUGAUCACCAGUCCUCAGAGAAUGAUGUUUCUUCUGAGGAAGAAAUUGAGGAUGAAGAAACUGAUCAGUUGGUUCUGGGACUACCUGAAUGGUUUGCGGAAGGUAUUCGACGUGAGUAUAUACCGAGAUCUUACAUUAAUCUAUAUACACACCACCUAUACUUCUGUUCACCUCAAGCGGAAGAUUAUUAUGAUGAAGACUCUUUCCUGUGUUGUUUACCGUUGGUACGAUAUGCCUUUGAUUUGUUAACGGAUUUCUCUCAAGAGCAUUUCAUUUACGUCAGCAGAGAAAAAAAUACUGGUUACAAAAGAAUAUUUGUUGAUAAAGAGCUUAGUAUUGCCAGGCCUUAUGAUGACAUAUUCAGUCAAUUAACAGAAGAACAACGUAAGCUUUGUUUCAACCACUUCUUAAAAGAACAAAUGCCUAAAUUAGAUGUGACGGCAAUUGACAUAUUGCCUGCGAACUUUCGUAUUUUUUUCUUAGCCAUGCUGUGGUGGGUUGGAAAAUGUGAAGUCCCUUUAGGCAGUAUACACAGUCUUUUAAUGUCCUAUACAAUGUUAGAGGCAGUUGAUGAAAAAACCGGCACUUUCCGAGGCCACAAGCAAUUUCAAAAUAAUUAUUCUAAAAAAAUUGAGGAGUUGAAAGUCAAUUCAAUUCCUUUUAUAUACAAUAAAGAAGAACUCUUUUUGAAUAAAAACAAAGUUCAAUAUGAAGACAGUUUAUUAGCAGCCAAUGCUCUUCUUAAACAUUUUGAAUUAGACGACAAGCUUAACAAAAAGCCUAAGACUUAUGACACUAGAAAGAUGCAUAUGUUUGCUCAGUUUCAAUGCUGUCUGAUGCAAUUUAAUUGCUUGAAUACACUAUGCUGCAGUCCUUUUGAAUCGACUAAAUACUCAAAAUCUUUUAAUGGCACAUUUGUGUACAAUGUGGCAGUGAAAUUAGAAAAUCAGGCAGACCCUAAGAAUUUCUUUGAGCAGUACCUCAAAGGGGCUACUACUGUUUUAAUGUUUUAUAAAAGUUUAUGUAGUAUUUAUGAGAAAUGUGCUGAACAAAUGAAUUUGACUACAUCCAAAUGGAUGGGCAAGAAGAAAGGAAGAAGAAAGAAAACUAAUGUGGAUGAAGAUGAAAUUAAUUUUAUAGUGAAGGGUUUUGAAUCUGAAGUUAUUAUUUAA
Arctia plantaginis is the source of this 2199-nucleotide messenger RNA. The record is from the annotation of a GenBank genome assembly. NCBI's taxonomy places the organism in Eukaryota, Metazoa, Arthropoda, Insecta, Lepidoptera, Erebidae.